AUGUCUGGAGCCGGUGAGGAGGACAAGAAGCCCGCGGAGGGCGGCGCCCACAUCAACCUGAAGGUCAAGGGUCAGGAUGGCAAUGAGGUGUUUUUCCGUAUCAAGAGGUCCACCCAGCUGAAGAAGCUGAUGAAUGCCUAUUGCGACCGCCAGUCUGUGGACAUGAAUGCAAUUGCAUUCCUGUUUGAUGGCCGCAGGCUUCGCGGCGAGCAGACCCCAGAUGAGCUGGAAAUGGAAGACGGCGACGAGAUCGACGCCAUGCUUCACCAGACUGGAGGCAGUGUCCCCGGCGCCUAG
Miscanthus lutarioriparius is the source of this 297-nucleotide messenger RNA. The record is from the annotation of a GenBank genome assembly. Lineage: Eukaryota; Viridiplantae; Streptophyta; Magnoliopsida; Poales; Poaceae.